GAAAGAGGAGGGAGGGAGGGAAAAAGAGGGGAGUGCACGAAACAAACCCCGACGCCGGGGUAUUUUGCUGUUUCGGCUCGAGGGUUCCCGUCGAGAGAAAGCAACCUGCUCAGGAUCACCUGGUCUCCACCUCUAGAGCUAUGGAUCCUUGCCGAAGGAAGCAGAUAAGAUGGAGAACUACUUUACUACAACAAUGUGUUUUGCUGCUGACCUAUGUUGUAAUUAUAUUGGAAGCAGUGCCAAUAGAUGUAGACAAGACAAAAGUGAAGGAGGAAGAAACAUACACCGAAAAAGUAGAUAAUCCGGACACUGGAUUGUAUUAUGAUGCCUAUCUCAGGCAAGUGAUAGACGUUUUGGAGACAGAUACACAUUUCAGAGAGAAACUCCAAACAGCAAACAUGGAGGAUAUAAAGAAUGGAAAGUUUAGCAAAGAGCUAGACUUAGUUGGCCAUAAGGUGAGAACAAAACUGGAUGAACUGAAAAGACAAGAAGUUGCAAGAUUAAGGAUGCUAAUCAAAGCCAAGAUUGAUGCAUAUCAAGAUUCUGGCAUAGACCAUCAAGCUCUUCUCAAACAGUUUGAGCAUCUGAACCAUCAAAACCCUCACACUUUUGAAGUUAAAGAUUUAGACAUGCUAAUCAAAGCUGCAACACAUGACUUAGAAAACUAUGACAAAGCCCGUCAUGAGGAGUUUAAGAAUUAUGAGAUGAUGAAAGAACAUGAAAGGAGAGAAUAUUUAAAAACACUGGAUGAAGAAAAGAGGCACCAAGAAGAAGCUAAAUACGAGGAAAUGAAAAAAAAGCACGGUGAUCACCCCAAAGUUAAUCAUCCUGGAAGUAAAGACCAAUUGAAAGAGGUAUGGGAGGAAUCAGAUGGCUUAGACCCCAAUGAUUUUGAUCCAAAGACUUUCUUCAAGUUGCAUGAUAUCAAUGCUGAUGGUUUUCUGGAUGAACAGGAAUUAGAAGCUCUAUUUACUAGGGAGCUAGAAAAAGUUUAUGAGUCCCAAAAUGAAGAGGAUGAUAUGGUUGAAAUGGAAGAAGAGAAGCAACGAAUGAGAGAACAUGUCAUGAAUGAGAUUGACAUCAACAAAGAUCGAUUAAUCACCAUGGAAGAGUUCAUAAGAUCUACAGAGAAAAAAGAGUUUUCGGAGCCAGAAAGCUGGGAGACUCUGGAUCAGAAACCAGUCUUCACUGAAGAAGAACUGAAGGAAUUUGAAAGUCACAUUUCCCAGCAAGAAGAUGAAUUGCACAAGCAGACAUUAGAACUUCAGAAAAAGAAGGAAGAGCUAAGCCAGCAACAAGACUUCCUUCAGGCUCAGAAACAAGAACUUGAAAUGGCUAUUAAACAAAUGGAGCAGAAGAAGGUACAGCAAGGACAUCCCCCUUCAGGUCCAGAUGGUGAACUGAAAUUUCAACCAGCCGCGUCACAAUUAGAUGGAAAUGUGCAAAAUCAUCCAGUGGGUGGCAAUCAGCCUUUAACACCAGGAAAUAUACCAGUGCAAGAAGCAGCUGCUAGAUCGGAUCAUAUCCAGUCUCAUCCUUGACCACUUGUGCCUCAGUUUAUACAUAUUUUGGGGUGGGUGGUAAGGGUGAAAUAAUCAGAGACUAAAAAGAAAUGUGAAAAGAAGGAUAUUUUUAAGUUUCAUUUCAUAUGGUGGGAUUCAUAUAGGAUUAAAAUCCAAAUUCAAUGUGUAGAUCUUCAAAGGCACAAAUGAUAUAAUAUAGGAUCUUAAAGUUGUGGAUAUUCUAGUUUUGUCUUUACACAUAAGUAGACAACAGGAUAUCCAACUUUUUCCCUGCAAAAUCUUCUUUUUUGUCUCAGGUAUAAUUUGGCUUCCUAUCAUUUGUGCUUUUGAAAAUCUUUUUUCCUGUUUCACCAUUAAAUCAUUUACAGAGAUAUUGUCAAGCAGAAAGUUAAGAUGAGUAAACCCCUUAAAUGUCUUGCUGUUCUCCAUUGCGAAUGGGUUUGAAGUUGGAGAAGUUUAAAACUCGUCUAAACAAAACAACACCUCCAUCUCCAUUUUAGUUCAUGAUGGCGUGUUCCUAAAAGUGCCAACAACUUAGAGCUGUAAUUUUGUGGCUAUGGAUGAAUGAAUUGUAACAAUUCCUUUGGUUUUCAAGAUCCAUUGAAAAGAAACAUCUGUGAUCCAAUUUCAAAAAAAAAAUCUACUUUUUAAAAGAAGUAUAAUUGCAGUACGGAGACAUCGGAAACAGUGAAUGUAUCUUCUGUUUUAUAAAAGCCUACGAAUACCAAUGUGACAAUUCUUCACAUUGAAACACUGCUUGAAGUGCAUUGAUUUAGCCAUCUUUAUUGUUGCUAACUAAAUGCAAUUCAUCGCUGCAUUUUGGCUGCAAAGAGGAUACUUUUCUUCUCCUCCCUUUUGUAACAUGCCAGUUGUAUUUAUCUCUCUGUGAAAUACAAAUGGAAAGUUCUUUAGAUGGCAGAAAUAUUUUUAGAAUUAACAAAACCCUUGUGUUGUCUUUUCCUUCUUCAUAAAAGAGUCAUUUCAAAAUCAUAAGUGCGUUUCAAACAAUGUUUGUCAGAAACUGCAUUUUGAAUGUUAUUGAAAUACUUAAUUACAUUUUUAAACAGGAACUACAAAGGCAAAAGGCAUGCUUAUAAACAUUCUCCAUUUUAACACACAUAGAAAUCUCCAGAACCUUACAGGUCAAAUCCAAUUUAUUCCUUCAACUAGCAUCCGCUCCUCCAUUAUGUUAACUUUGAUUUUGAUGCAAGUACUGUUGAUAUAAAUAGAAAUGUUUGCUGGUCUAAAUUCUCCUCAAUUUGUAUUAAAACUUAAAAUCCAAAUUAUUUUCCAAAGGCAACAUUUCUUUGUGACAGAAGAAAGGGAACGAUUAAAAAAAAUAAGAACACAACGCCAUCUUAUUACUGAAGAAUUAUAAUUUUAUUUCCAGGAAAUGGAACAUAAUGUAUAAUUAUUUAUAUGAGCAUGUUUUAAAAAAACAACCCAGAGUUUUUGUAUAUAACAAAAUGAAGAACACCCUCUUUUAACAAAAAUUAGACAGUCCCUUGUUACUGAUUAACAAGAUUCGCAUAAUAUUGAUUAUGACCUCCAAAUGGAUUAAAUUCUCUUUUUAAUAAAACAAUUUUAACUAUUUAAAAAAAAACUGUUCUUUCCUGAGUGACCCUUUCAUGCUUUACAUAUUACAUAGAACUAGGAAGUUUCUCAUCUUAUUAAGGACCAUGGGAGUCCAAGUAGAUAAUUUGAAAACCCUGUGCAAGUUUUCUUUCUCUCUUGGAUUAAUUGGAGUAUUCAGGCCUCUUCCCUGUUCAGUAUUUUCCUUUAAUCUCACUUACCCAAGGCUGUAAUUGAAUCAAUGGCAAAAUGUGCCAAAAGCAUGUAAAGUCGUAAAGGGUCUAUAAAGUAGUAAGUUCUCACAACUUGCCUCUUAUAAGUUAGAAAGAUAAUAUUGGAUUAUUAUUAUUUUUGCAGUCAGCCUGUUGUUAGGCUUGUGAAUGGAAUUUGUUCCCUUUUUUAAGCUAACUGAUACUUCCCUGUUUGCUCUGUGUAGUUCUAGGACAUAUUGCAUGGCAUAGGGCAGCCAAAUGGAAGGAACCACUGGGAACUCCAUGUUGAAUGAAUUCUUAUUUGGAUCACGAAGUUGUAACCCAAAAGAGUAUUCAUGGCUUACUUAUUUAUUUCUUAUACUGUAGACCCAACUAGCUGCUAAUCAAUAGAAACUUCCACAGAAACGUUUUCCGUUUUCUAGAAUCAACAUCUUGAAUGCAUAUUGUGAACCUUUCCUGUGGGUAUAUGACUGGUAAAAGCUAUCUUCUUUUUUAUUUACAAUCAUGCACAUUUUUAUAACUCUAUUAAUAUAUUGCCCUUUAAUUUUAUAUGGUAUUCAUCCCUUUGUUUUAAGUUAUAAAUACAAUCAAAGAAUUGGAUAGUGCACAAUCCAAUCCCAGUUAUUGUUUUUUUCAGUGUGCUUCAAAACUGUUCGGGUUAUCGAUGUCUCAUUGUAAAUGUCCUACUCCCUACCAAGUAAAAUUUGCCAAGAGAGAUGGAGUAUGAUCACCCACAGAGGCCACUGAAACUAUUCACAGCACCAGGGGCAAUGACAAUUGGAAAUGGGAUGAUGUUUGCCCUGACUAUAAAACCGAUUGGAACCUGUGAUGCUGUGUAUAGCUUAAGGGGCUGGUUAUAAAGGAAAGCAACUUUCACAGCACAAUUUCAGACAGCAUACUUUUUCACCCAGAUAUUGUUAAUUGGAAUUUGAUAGCAGUGGAUUUUAGAAUUGAGAAGUGGGGGGGAACACCAUGAAUUUGAACUAUCUAUAGGUAGAAGAGGAAGAAGAUCACCCAUCCAAUCAACUGUAGCAUUUCAUUUCCAAAUGGAUUGUAAGAUAAGUUAUAUUCAUUUCUUCUCAAAGCAAGUUGUAUUGAGGUGGUACAUUUCUGGUGUUGGCCAGUUUAUAAUGGAAGUGGUUGGCUUAUCAGCAGGUUCCUGCACAACUUCAUCUUGAACCUUAUCAGGACAAAAAUACCUUGGAUGUAAAGAAUGGCAAAGUUGUACAUAUCCAUAUGCUCUCAAGUGCAAUAUUUGUAAGAAGAAUGUUGUUCCACUUGUGCUUUGUAUAAUUUUUAAUCAGAUUAAAUUGAAUUCAGACUCA
This is a messenger RNA of Notechis scutatus (mainland tiger snake), 4632 nucleotides long. RefSeq names its product nucleobindin 2 (gene NUCB2). Gene Ontology annotation, cellular component: endoplasmic reticulum-Golgi intermediate compartment; extracellular exosome. The record is from RefSeq and is a predicted model, not a curated record. Gene Ontology annotation, molecular function: calcium ion binding. Lineage: Eukaryota; Metazoa; Chordata; Lepidosauria; Squamata; Elapidae.